Molecule: messenger RNA, 1383 nt
Organism: Paracoccidioides lutzii Pb01
Exons: 2
Coding region: 1-1383 (460 amino acids)
Cellular component (GO): membrane
Source: RefSeq, a predicted model, not a curated record
AUGUCGAUCAGCAGCUCAAAGAUAUCCCUCGUCGACAAUACUGUGCCUGAUCGAACCUCCCGUAUUGGUACGGGUGGGGGAGGGGAAGAUCUAAGCCUCUCAGCAAGCUCACCCACGUUUACCACAGUGACGAAGAAAUUAACAAAAGAAUCCGUGAAAGAUAGCUUCCAACGAAGGAAAUAUGCGAAGUUCCAGAAGAAUAAAUAUGGCAACGGAGAUGGACACGACGGUGUCGAGGGGGAGGGUGAAGGCCGACUCAGCCUGGAUAUAUCUCCAUCUCACCGGGAUUCUCCGGACAGAGCGGUAGAACAGCAGACCCCGAAAGGCAAUUUCACGAAUCCCAGCAAACAGACUGCCGCCGAAACCGUUGAGGUCGCGUCGGAACCUGCCGAGGUCCUUCCAGACCCCUCGUUGUCCCAGGGACACCCUGGAGCGGGCGAAAUCAGCGAAAUCGACGUGUUGUACGAGAACCAGCGCGGCUGGUGGUUCUUCGGUGUCCCUCUGUAUUCAGCAAAGUCACUACUGCAUCUGGACCCAUCUGCCUGGCUCACCCGCAACCUCGAGGAUAGCCCCGUCAACAUCACGAAUGCGCAGGUGCCCGACCCCAGCUGGGAAUGGGCGUGGGAUACGUGGUAUAUCGACAUGUCCUACGAUGUCGAUGAGGGCGGGUGGCAGUAUUCCUUUGCGUUCUCGUCGCGGUUUGGGUGGCAUGGGACGCAUCCGUGGUAUCACUGCUUUGCGCGCCGGAGACGAUGGUUGAGGAAAAGGGUUAAAAAAGUUAGCAUUGGGGCUGAGGAGGAUAUUGUUAUGGGAAAGACGCGAUCCUUAAAUGAGGUUUGUUUUACGGUUAGUUCGUGUCGGGCGCCAAGUGUUGGACUUCGGAGUCGGCGGGUAAGCCGUGGGACGCUUUCGAGUGCGGGUGAGAUGAGAGCGGAUGACAUUUUGCCUGACGAUAUUACCAAUAUCGGUAUGUUAUUGAGCGCGAUGAAGAUGGCUCCGUUGGAUAGAGAUAAAAUUCUCGCUAUUCAGCAUUUCGUGCAGCAUGGAGGGGAGGACUUGUAUUUUUUUCCGGAAAAGAUGCCCGAGAUUCUAUCACUGUUCAUGUAUAAAACCUCCUAUCGUCACCUAUUAGACUACUUUAUACGGACUAUUGAGAGCAUUCCCGCAACAUCUAAGGGGGCUGAAAAACGGAAGCGAGAAAGCCUUAUCAAAGUCAUUGAGGACGAGAAGCUGAAGGGGCUGCAUUUUUGGAGUGAUAAAAAGGCAGUGGCUAGGGAGGAACGCCCUCUAUUGACAGAUGGCGGAGUGGGCGAAUCGGAUGACCACCCUUCCCGAAGAUCCAAAGGCAAGGAAGUUGUGCGGAACGUGGAAGACAGGGAGUAA